AUGCCUUUAAUGCUAUCUCUAAGCGAUGUUCCGGACCUGACAGCCCUGGAACGUGUUGGUCCACGGGGCUAUCUACGCUAUGUGUUUCCUAUGCGUCUCGCAGAGAAUUACGACCGCGAUGAAGUCUUGAAAGUUCUUCAAGAUAGCUACAAAGCUGCGUGUCAUCGGAUCGGCGUCUUGGCGUCGGAAGCUGUACCAGACAGUGAUGCAAAACAGGCCAAUCUUCUCAAGUUACAGAGACUUCCCGACGAUCAGAUCGGAAAAAUGACCACCAGGGAUCUGAGAGGGCAAGGGCAGUAUUCCUGGACUUAUGCGCAGCUCAAGGAGAAUCAUUUUCCUCUCGAAGCUUUCGACAGCGAAUUGCUUAUGCCUGGACCUAUUUGGCCAGAGGCAGGGAAGCCGGUUCCAAUAUCUCUGGUGCAGGCCAACUUUAUUGAAGGCGGUGUUCUUAUCGGAUGGUGCAUCUUCCAUAUGGUUGGCGAUGCUACCACGUACCUUGUUUGGACCAAGAUCUGGGCCGAAGAAUGUCGUCGCUGCCAGGGAAUCCCAGUACCAUCUCCGUUGGUGAUCGAGGACGCCAUGAUAUCCGAUAGGCAACGCGUUUCAAAGCCCUCGGGCCAUAAUAAGGGACGAGCCGAGGACCACCCUGAGUACACUAUUCUUCCCUUCACUCCCCCGGGGCCGUCUCCAGCCAUGCUGAGUUCAACCUUUCGUGGACAGGUCUUUUACUUUUCGCCUUCAUCGCUCCAGGCCCUCAAGGCUAGGGCAUCGCCUGUCAAUACUACCGAACCCACGGACCAGAAAUGGAUUUCUACCAACGACGCCUUCUCAGCUCUCAUGUGGCGAACUGCCAUCGUCGUUCAGGCUCCAAUCGAGGAUCUCAAAGAUAGUGAGGAUCCAAUCUCCGUCUUUAGCAUCGCCGUAGAUGGUCGAAAGCGUAUGGACCCGCCGCUGCACCCUGAGACGCUAGGUUGCUUCUUGCAGUACAUCGCUGUCUCUGCACCUGUUCGCCAGAUACUGGGCAGUAUGAACCUGGCUGAUCUGGCUGUUCUAAUCCGGAAGGAAAUGCUACUGCGGCUUGAUAAUCAAUUCACCGACGACGUUGUCACGCUUGUCGAUCAGCUUGAAGAUGUUACCAGACUGGCCCCAACAGCAUUUCUCGAUGUGCUGGGCAAUACUUCAGUGCAGACAUCUUGGGCUGAGUUCAACCUAGCAACUGUGGAAUGGGGAAGCCUAUUGGGAAACAGAGUGGAGGCUAUUCGUUGUCCAAACACGGGUAUCCUUCCUGGAUGCCAUGUUGUUUUGCCGACCUUACCUGAUGGUGGUAUCGAGGUUGUGUUUGGGACUGAAGGUGAGCUGUUGCAAAAGGUGUUGGGAGAUAGUCUGUGGAUGGAGUUUGCUGAGGCGAGAUAA
Fusarium coffeatum is the source of this 1413-nucleotide messenger RNA. RefSeq lists its product as uncharacterized. NCBI's taxonomy places the organism in Eukaryota, Fungi, Ascomycota, Sordariomycetes, Hypocreales, Nectriaceae. The record is from RefSeq and is a predicted model, not a curated record. The transcript has a single exon. Bases 1 to 1413 code for a protein of 470 amino acids.